This is a messenger RNA of Alternaria postmessia, 3624 nucleotides long. RefSeq lists its product as uncharacterized. The transcript has 3 exons. The record is from RefSeq and is a predicted model, not a curated record. Gene Ontology annotation, biological process: nucleoside triphosphate metabolic process. Lineage: Eukaryota; Fungi; Ascomycota; Dothideomycetes; Pleosporales; Pleosporaceae. Gene Ontology annotation, molecular function: ribonucleoside triphosphate phosphatase activity; nucleoside triphosphate diphosphatase activity. Bases 1 to 3624 code for a protein of 1207 amino acids.
AUGAGCGAUCCGGCGGUACUAAAUCCCGGUAGUUCAUUCGACCCCAACGUCGACGCUUCGUUUCUAUCAACGGGUAAAGAUUCUUAUGGCAGUUUCCCAUCAGGCUUAUCGCAAAUACAAGAUAAUCAUGCUCCACCAUCCAGUCGGCUUGCCCGUCUAGAACAAAUCCACCAGAAUUGGAAGGCGCAAGUAACGACGACUCCCAAAUCAAGCGCUGCUAGUAGACAGCGGGGUGCAAAAGAUUGGUAUGAUGGGGAAGAGGAAGAGUGUGAAGAUGUCGACACGGCGUUCAUCGAAGAUACGCAAGAGGCAAGAUCGGCGCUGCACAGUCAGAUGCCGGAUAGUUUUGAGAUGACCGACGAGAACACUUCGGAAGACGAUACAGACGAAAGACAUGUUGAAUCUGAUGGAUAUGCUGGCAUUUUUACGCAAGAAGUUCCUUUGGACGGCGAUGAGCCAACUGAACAGAUGACUGCUAUUACGACAGAAGAACCGCUGCAAAGUGGACCUGAGAGCAGCUCUCCGAUAUCUUGGGAAGAUUCAGACGAAGCCGAAUUGGUCGCUGAGAAUGCUGCGCAAGAAGAUCCUCCGUCGUCCGAUGCACCAGCAGAGCCCAUACCUGUUGCUAUAGCAGAAGAGACUGUUCCGCCUCGACCUACGCCCUUGCUAAAGGAACCCGCUACAGUCGUGGGUCGUCGUAAGAGUGCGCGCCUACAGGGAAGUAAAACAGCAGAGGUCACGUCGCUUGGCAACCCAAAAGCCCGUCCAGAGUUGGAGUUCGAUAGCCUACUCACAAGAGUAAAACGAAGAAGCUCGCGCCUGAACGGCGCGUCAAAGCUAGCGGCCCCCUUCAAAGUACCCACUACAGUUGCGAGUCGCCGUAAGAGCACACGUCUGGAAGAAGCUGGCGCAGCAGCAGCAGCAGCAAUCAAAACGCAUAUUCCCCCAACUCCACCUCCCGCCCCUACCUCUACCAUUGCAAGACAACAGGAAGCCCUGCGCUUAGACGAAGCGCCAAAGCCAGCAGUCUCAACACCACAACACGAGAUCGAAAGCCUACACGAAGCCGACUGUGACUCCGAUGCCUCCAUCGACUUCUCUACACUCCCACACAGCGUCCUCGCGCCCGAACCCAAGAUCGGCAUCACCACCCCUCUAACCUGGCCCUCACAAAUAACACCUUACCUCGCCUCCCUCAAAACCCAGCAUCCUAGCAACCUUUUCCAACCUCGCAAAAAACUGCACGCCCCGGCACCUGAUACGCGCGGCUGGUGGUCCGUCGACUGUUCGCAAUGGCCCGCAACGAGGCAAAAACACUUUUGGGACGCAAUUUGUGAACGGCUGGGGGAUGGUAGACUGGGUUGGGCUACGAGCUUGCAUCGCGAGGUUGGUGCGAAGCAUGGUGCUGUGGGGAAUUUGGGUGAGAACGCGAUCAUGUCUUCGCAACCGCAACCGCAAUCGCACAACGAAUCGCACAGGGUCGCCAGCUCCGACGCAGGCACCGACGACCGCACUCUCUACGACCACACCUCCGACGACGAAGCAUACGACGGCCGGCCGUCCGGCGACCUUGACGAGCGCGACCGCGAUAUCUUGGACUCGGAGGAUGAGCGCGAGAGGCUUCUUACGCGCGAAGAUGGUGGGAAGGGUAUCCUAGGGCGUAAAGGCUCCGGGGUCAAGGUCGGCAAAUGGGACAAGAAGAGUGAGACCAAGGGGCGCAGGAAAAGCGGCAAUGAAGAAGCGAGUGCGCUCAUGUACGAAAUGGAAGAGGGUAUUGGCGCAUCGAGUACCAGUUUCCGGUCAAGGAGGAGUUCCCAGAGCGAUGAACAGCGAUUACUUGCGAGCGAGCUGCAGAGAAAGACACGCAGGAAAAGCCUAUACCGACGCAUGGCCAUCUACGUAUCCAUCAUCGUUCUCUUCGUCGUCCUCCUUGCAGCUACGUACAAUCUCUCCACCCCAAAAGACGUCAAGGGCGCAGUAACCCUGAUAUCAAACGGCACCUCGCUCUUCGCUCCGACCACGAUUCUCAUUUCCCUCGACGGCUUCCGCGCCGACUUUCUGUUCAGAAAUCUGACACCCACGCUGAACCAAUUCGUCCAAGAAGGCAUCUCGCCAAAGUACAUGAUGCCCAGCUUCCCCAGCGUCACAUUCCCAAACCACUACACAAUGGCCACGGGCAUGUACCCCGAAGCACACGGCGUGGUAGGAAACACAUUCUGGGACCCUGAACUACAGCAAGAGUUCUACUACACAGACCCAGACCGCAGCCUGCAAGCGCACUGGUGGGGUGGCGAACCCCUCUGGGUGACGGCCGAGAAACAAGGUGUACGGACGGCGGUGCACAUGUGGCCCGGUUCCGAAGCCAAGAUCCUGCAUCAGGAGAUUGCUUACGUUGACAAGUACAACGGCUCCGAAGUGCUUGCUAGCAAGGUCGACCGCAUCAUGUCGCUCCUCGACACCCCUGGCCCCAGAGACGUGGGCGCCAAAGCAAAUGCGCCCAGGCCCCAGCUCAUCGCAGCGUACGUCCCCGACGUCGACGGCGACGGUCACCGCUACGGCCCCAACAGCACCGAGAUCCGCAAAACGAUUGCAAGCGCCGAUGCCAUGGUGGGAGGUAUCCUGUCUGGUCUGCAAGCACGCAACCUGACCAACAUUGUAAACGUCAUCGUCGUGAGCGACCACGGCAUGGCUACCACGGACGUGACGAGAUUGAUUCAACUGGAAGACUUGGUCGAUCCAAAGGAACUCGAACAUACGGAUGGCUGGCCGCUCUACGGUUUACGCCCUAGAGAUCCGGAUUCUCUACACCGGCUUUACAACCAGAUCAAACAACGCACAAAGGAGAAUCCUAACGUGGACGUUUACUUGCGAGACGAGGAUAUGCCGGAGCGGUACCACUUUAGUCGCAACAAGCGGAUCGCGCCUCUCUGGAUCGUGCCCAAAACCGGUUGGGCGAUUGUCACAAGGGACGAAUUCGACGUCGAAGCGGGCAAGAAGAAGGGCCAAGUAUACCAUCCGAGGGGUCUGCACGGAUAUGAUUUUGAACACCCGUUGAUGAGAGCCGUGUUUAUUGCUCGGGGGCCGGCUUUCCCGCACAUGCCCGGCAGCAGAAUGCAACCGUUUCAGAAUAUCGAACUGUACAAUAUCGUUUGCGAUACGCUGGGUCUCACGCCCGCCCCGAAUAAUGGGACGUUGCGCCUGCCGUUGAAACCAGUUGGGUUGCACGACGACGACGAGGAUGCGCCCGGGAAUGAGAAUCACACGCCCGAGGACCCCGUUCCUGCUUACACUAUUCCUUCUUCGUCUUCGUCGACAGAUCUCGCGUCCAUGGAUUUGAACUCCUUAUCCUCCAUCGCAGCAUCCGCGUCCGGAAUGGAAGAUACCUCUCCUUCGCUUCACGACCCAGUAGUACCGGCCCGGCCCACUCCGGCGGAUGGAAGUAAAGACGAACUCAAGAAUAAGGAAGGCGACAAGGAAGCGAGCGAGGGGGCGGAGAAGGAAAAGGAGAGUUGGUGGGAGUGGUUGACGCAUAAAGCUGAUGGGGUCAAGGAUUGGGUGGAUGGCUUCGUUCAUGAUCAUGUUCCAGGGGGGAAGGAGGAGGGGCAGGGGAAGAAGGGUGGGUGA